This is a messenger RNA of Magallana angulata, 1950 nucleotides long. RefSeq names its product E3 ubiquitin-protein ligase TRIM71-like. Gene Ontology annotation, cellular component: nucleoplasm; chromatin. The record is from RefSeq and is a predicted model, not a curated record. The coding region runs from base 31 to 1914 and encodes 627 amino acids. NCBI's taxonomy places the organism in Eukaryota, Metazoa, Mollusca, Bivalvia, Ostreida, Ostreidae. The transcript has a single exon. Gene Ontology annotation, biological process: positive regulation of DNA-templated transcription. Gene Ontology annotation, molecular function: zinc ion binding; ubiquitin-protein transferase activity.
UACUUUCGUUUUGAAAAGUUUCUCGGAAAAAUGGCAACAGCAAGCCAUUACGACGCUAACGUUGAUUUUACGGUAUGUCCUGUUUGUUUAGACAAGUUUCAGACUCCGAGGUCCUUGCCAUGUUCCCAUACGUUUUGUCAUCGUUGUUUAUCAGCCCACAUCGAGUCUUCAUGCCAGGACUCUGACCCAGCCUUUGGAUUUCCAUGUCCAGUGUGUCGUGAGUUUGUACCAGCACCCGGAAUUGUUCGCCAAUAUCCAACUCAAGGUUGGGCAAGCCGAUUCCCGGAGAACUCUUUCCUAAGUUCCUGUAUACGUAAGCAAAUAUCACCGAGUAACAUUUCCUGUGAACCUUGUGAAAUACUGGAUAAACAUGGUGUUAGAGCAGAUAGUUGGUGUGUAGAAUGCGAAGACUCAAUUUGUGAGAAAUGUGUUCAAAGGCACAAAAUGUUCAAAUCAUUGCAGGCUCACCAGAUAUUACCAAUGGCAAACUUUGGAACAGAAUUAGUUAAAUCUUUAGAAAAAUCGCGGGAAACUUUUAUAGGGCGUUGUGAAAAACAUGAAGAGAGAAAUAUUGAGCUAGUUUGCGAUAUUCAUCAAGUAGCGUGCUGUUCUCUCUGUAUCGUCAACGAACACAGACAAUGUGAAACGUUUUCAACAUUUUCAGAAGCUGCUGAAAAGGGUUCAGAUGAAACAAAAUUGAGACUUGUUCAAGGCAUUAAACAUAUUUUGUCGAAGGUUGAGAUAAUUAUCCAAAAAGAAAAACAGAAUAUUUCUGAUGUAGAUGACAAAACGGACACUUACUCCGAGAAAAUCAAGAAUAUGAUUGAAGAAAUGGUUGUUGGAUUGAGAAACCUGGAGGAGACAUAUUUGAAUCAAUUGGCCGAGGUUUCGAAGGAUGCAAGACAAAAGCUGGAGGGGUCAAUUAGGUCACUUGAACAAAGGAAGAUGUACCUUGCACAUUGGUUAGAUGUCAUAUCAACAGAUGCACCUACUCAAACUAAAGAGGAACUUGUCACAAAGUGUUUGAAUGCUAAACAAGUAUUGAAAGCAGUCAAUCGUUUACCUUUGAUUCAAAUGAACCUGGACAUUAGUGCCGAAGUAAGCAAACUUAAUUCCUUGGGUACAUUAUUCAGUGCUAAAACAAUUGAAAGCGAUAUCGAUUAUAAUGACAUUCAGCAGGCCAUGUUUGUAAAAAUUGCUGAGUUCCCUAUUCCAGGUUGUGAAAUAUAUGGCGGCGGAUUUCUUCCAAAUGGUCAGUUGUUGCUGUGUGAUAAUUCCACAGAGAAAUGUAUAGUAUGUAAUGAGGAUGGAUCGAUCGUACAGGAAAUAACUCUUCCUGGUAAACCAUGGGAUGCAUACUUCGAAUCUGAUGGACGUACACUUGUUACAAUUCCUGGUAAAGAGACAGUAGUAGUUUUGCAGGAAAACACACUAGCUAUAGAGAAAUUAAUUGAUGUAUCAUGUAAAUGUAGAGGGAUUGCAAAAAGACAAAACAGGUAUUUGAUUGCCACCAGGGAUUCCAUUGAGGAAUUCAGCCCUGAUUUUACCCAUCUUGAAUCUCGGUUAAAAGAUAUCACAGAUGACAUAGCUGUUGACGGUGAUGGCUGCGUAGUUUUUGGACACUAUGGCAAUGCAAUGUUAACUAAAGAGAAUCCGGACCGAAAUUACAAAGUGAUGUUUACUUACAAAAACAAAAACCUGAAGAGUCUAUAUGGCCUAGCUAUCGACAACAAUGGCUUUAUAUUUGUUAACGACAAAGAAAGUGGAAACAUUCAUGUUCUAUCGGAAGAUGGACAACUUUUAAAACUAUUAGAUGUUGAUUCACCAAUAUGUAUAAAGUUUGAGAAAAACAGUCAAAAGUUUUUUGUCGCCAACGAAAAAGGCACUGUGAAGAUUUUCGAAGCCACGUGGUAGAUAAAUCUGAUGAUUUGAAUAAAAAAUCUCAUGAUA